Messenger RNA from Penaeus vannamei (Pacific white shrimp), 1908 nucleotides. The record is from RefSeq and is a predicted model, not a curated record. Lineage: Eukaryota; Metazoa; Arthropoda; Malacostraca; Decapoda; Penaeidae.
ACAUCCGCAUAAUAACAAAACUCUCGAGGACGAAUUGACGGGGAAAGGGGAUGAUCACUUCACAGAAAUUACUUUUGCCGCACUCAUGGCGUGGUUUAGUGGGGAAAAUAUCACCGAACAUAGUACUGAAGACGAUACCGUGCACGCAGGAUAAGACCUUGAAUAGAUUCUAUUCGUGUUACAAGUAUAAUAGCACAAUAAAAUCUGUCCCUUUGGCUGGUGUCUCCGGAAGCUGUACUCUUUCUCAGGGUUUUGUGCCAAGGUCUUUAUUAGUAAAUCGACAGUUAUGGCUUGCUGGUGUAACGCAGGACAGGGGAUAUAGGUCAGGACGCAGUAGACAGGACACAAGUCAUGAGGACGAGACACCACAGCCCCAGAACAUCUCCCCACAGCUAAUGGACUUCCCCUGGGUGAUCUGGCCCAGCCUUUGGCACACCAUUCGCAACUGGAUCUUCGCCAACCUGAUUAUCCGGCCAUACCUUGACAGAGAAUUUUCCUUGUCUACCUUCAAAGCUGGAGCUAUUCAGGCACUUGUUCAUGUGUCCCAAGAGUUGGCAAAGGGCAACUUUUCUGCUCUCGAAGGUUUAAUUAUAUCAUCAAGUAUGGAAGAAGUCAAAAGAAACUUUGCAAAACUGUCUUUGAAGCAACGUCUAGACCUGGGAGUUGUCGCAGAGGACAUUUUCUUUUCAUUCCCGUACCAGAUUGGGGUCAUCUUUACCAGUUGGGGCUUUGGGUGUUGGGGAUUCCAAGAUCACUUGGAACAGGCAGCAGAAUACAGGCAGUAUCAGAGAGUGUAUGAUAAUCAUGAUCGCAUUUCAAUUGCUAAUUACAGAUUCAUACGAGAAUUUACAAGAGGAGUUGAAGAUGAGUGGACGGUGAAUGUCGCAAACCACUUCAAACCUGGGGAAUACAUUCAGCAGCGAUAGAGACCUCAAUAAGAACCUAAUAGAAACACACAAAUUUUAUAGUUACUGUUUUCAAGAUUUUACAAAUAGCUUGCAGAGUUGAUCUUCAUCAACACACCCUUUUUUUCUUCACAUUUUUUUUAUUGUACUUUCACUUGAUAUCUCUCUGUCUUUCUAUGGAUGUAUAGGUAAAUGCAAGUUUGAAGAAGACAAGUGAAAAAGAGAGCAUGUGAAAAGUAAUCUAGAGAGCCAGUCUAGUUGAAGAUUCAGAUAUGAGAGUAAUAAUGAAAUCAUUAGGUACACAAUUUAAAAGUAUGUAUGUGUGCUUGUGUAGGUGAUUUUCAGUAAAAGGCAUACAUAUCUAUGAAAACCUUUCCAGUACUCUUCCAAGUACCUGAUGAAAGACUAAGUAAUUUGCUUUGCUUGAGCUAGUCUGAGAUUUUGUGUAUAAUUAGGCCAGUGUUGCCUGUAGGUUACAACAUGUCUGGCCCACCCAAUUUCCGUAAUCUCUUGGGUACCUGUCAGUCCACCUUAUUGUCUAAGGCUAAAAGUAGCCUUGGUACAUGAUGAAUUAGGAGAGUCAUCUAAUCUUCCCUCCAUGCUACUUUUUCAAAGAGAUUGCAGAAACUUCACAAGUUUUAUUAUAGGUGUGUGUGGGUUUGGUUGGGUGCCUACUGUCAAGGUGAUUGACAUUGUAAUCCUUGGGAUGAUGAAUGAAAUUUGUAAUAAAUAUUAUGAGUAUGACAAGUGUCAUGUCCCAUGUCUGCAGUACAAGGUCAUAUGGUUAUUCACAAAUAUAUAUAUACAUACUUAGUGUGAAGAGUAUCUGUCAGGCGUUAUUGGCAGUGGUGUUUGUAUAGCCUAUUCAUUAUUUGUCAUACAAUGUAUGGUCUUAUAUUGUCAGUGUUUAGCAUCCUAUAAUUAAGGAGUGCUCUUCAAAAUCCUUCAGGUUUUUGAUAGAAGAUAUUUUGUAAGAGAUGAUAAUAAAGAUUUAAGCAGUUAA